This is a messenger RNA of Alosa alosa (allis shad), 3938 nucleotides long. Its product is annotated as transcription factor 20. Gene Ontology annotation, biological process: regulation of transcription by RNA polymerase II. Gene Ontology annotation, cellular component: nucleus. The transcript is spliced from 6 exons. NCBI's taxonomy places the organism in Eukaryota, Metazoa, Chordata, Actinopteri, Clupeiformes, Clupeidae. The record is from RefSeq and is a predicted model, not a curated record. Bases 263 to 3109 code for a protein of 948 amino acids.
AUGGACAUUAAAAACAGUCUGACAUUUCCCAUAAUGCCUCAGUGACGCUACCAGCUGACAGAGCCGUUCUUAGAGCACGUUCGGAUAUCCGAAUAAAAAGUGUGGAGACCUUUCAUCUGUUUCUUUACGCAAACUUAAGGACAUUGUUCCCUGUCCCCCUGUGUGUCUGGCGGGACAUAAGAUGGGGUCCCAUACGGCGUGUUCAGACUGGUGUUAUGAAAUCAACUAAUUGAUCUUCAUUCUAGAUUCAAUUUUGGUGAUAAUGGACCAACCAGACAGCAGUGGGGAUGGGCUACAACCUCAAGACCUCUCUUCCUCCUGCGCCUUGCCCAUUGCCUUUGAUUUGAGCAAAAAGGGUGAGGAUUGCCUGCGAAAAGCUAGUGCAGUGGAGGCCCUGCAUGUGGUUCAACCCCAAGGCUGGUAUGUGGGGGCAGGGACUAGCGAAGCCGUAACGUUCCCAGAGAACACCUGUGACCUCUCUCCAGUGCCUGGCGAACAGAUCCAACCCGACAAUGCCUUCUCCAACACCACUGUCACCCUCUCGUACGUCAGCCGGUCCCACGUCUUCUCCUCCACCCCCCUCACAGCGCAUUGCCCUCUCUACGACGUGUCGUCCCUCAGCAAGAAACUCUCCCAGCAUGCAUCGGGCUACGAGGCCCUCCCGUUGAUGUCUGAGGCAGAUGGGGCCCCGCUCUGUGUGGAGAUGGACCCCCACUGUCUUCAGCCGGUUGCCACGCCAGUCGGGGUGGCACCGCACGAGUCCUUCGAAUUCGUCCUGCCUGCUCAGGUGAUGCAGAACGUCGCCACCGGAGUUUGUUUCCUCAAACAUGCCGUGGACCUCAAUGGCAUACAAGACUCCGGGGACGCUGCCGCCGCUGUGGAAAUCCUGACGCCGCUCCAACAAGGUGCCCCCAUUGUUUGCAAGCUCUCGCAGGAAGAGAACGGCUGUUUGCAGAACGGGGACUGCGCCUUGUGGGACGCUGGAGCGUGUGGUGGUGAGAGUGCUUCUGGCGAUCUCUUCACGACCCCAGCUGAAGUGCAGGGGAAGAGGGACUCUGAGGUGCUCUUUCUGAUUUCCAGGACUGAACAGCCACUUGGAGUACAUGACAUGGGGACUACUAGACAUUUUUGCAGCUCGCUCAAUAGGGAAUAUAUCAGUCCUCUAGAGGAUCCAGUAUCUCCCCCUGCCACGCCACAGGAUGAGAUAGAGGAUGUUUUCGUGCUGCCGCAGACGGCAAGCUCUCCAACCGGGGAGAAUUUUCCAGAAGACUUGGUUACGAAACACAGUGAAGUGGGUCUUUCUAGUCCUCUGCCUGCCGAAUUGACUUGCACUGGCGAGACUGAAUGUUUACUGGGUAAUUCAAACACUGAAAACAUAUCGGAAUUGAGCUGCCAACCACUGACAGAUAACGGUCUAGACACAGAACAGGCACUGUCGGCGCAAUGUCAUGAUUUACCCGAAGAUAAAGCAUCAGGUAUGAUGGACAAGGCUGAGUCGACAGCCAAGCAGCAAUUAAAUGGCAACACACCAGCAAAGAAAGGACAACCGGAGCGGAAAAUACUUCCCCCUCGGUCUGGCAGGGGUAUAAGGUUGGAGGCCAUCGUUCAAAACAUCAACCCAUCCAGAUUCAGAGUCAGUAGGACUCGCUCAACUAAGAAAUCCAACUGCUUAAAAGUCGCGUUGGCUGAGAGUAAAGCCGUCAGCAUUAAUAGGGAGAUUGUAACUGCUAGUGACGACCCUGAGAUGCGUGAGAACGUAUGCACUUCCGAGCAAGAAACUAGCACUUCCGAGACGAGCAGUUGCUUGUUGCAGACAUCAGUCCAAAGGGAGGAGGGCGGAGAUAGUAGCAGCUGUUUUAAAGAAGGAUCUACCUCAGAUUCUGAACACACACAGAGUCUUUCCAAAUAUCGUAUCAAGGGCACAUCUGAUGAAAUGACAAACAACACAUCAUCUACUCCAACGAAGAAAUCGGGGAAAAGGCCGAGUGGCACUUCGAACUGUAAAUCGUCCAACAAUCGCCGUGCGAUGAGUCCGUUGCCCCCACCCAGAUCUCACAAGAAAAAAAGUCAACCAGCGGCCAGCCCGCAGAGCAAAAGCUCACCCACCGCCAAGAAAGCGCACACACCCAAAAAGAAACGCAAGAAAGUACCCGUGGGCCAUUCCUCCAUGUUCUCCCCCAAGGAGCCUGAGAUCAAGCUGAAGUACGUCAACUACAAGGAGGAGAAAAGGGACUCGCGGGCGGACACCUUUUCCCCUUUUGUGCAUGUGGAGCGCAAGCGGUAUGUCUCGUGCACAGUCGUCAACUACCCCGAAGAGGUGAAGCCGACGGUCAGGAAAGGACCGCAACAGCCGACCUCGGGCUUCGUGUCUGGCGUCGUCCCGUCCACACCUUUCCUGCAGUACGGCCGUGUGUCGAACGACGCCACGCAACGCGCUGCCCUGGUGUGCUGCCUGUGUGGCCGUGCGGCCAACACGCUGGACCUGGGUGACCUCCAUGGGCCCUACUACGCAAACGGCUCCAAAGCGGAGACCAGGCCCACUGCUGGCGUCGCAGGCCUGAAAGCCGAGGAAGAGGAGGACCUCAGCGAUUCGGACUCGUCUUUCGGCACCAAGGCCAGGAAGUGCGCCUCGGCCGUCCCUGGCAGCUGGGCUCGGCGUGCCCGCCAGCGUAGGCCUUUGGACCCUGGUGGACCUUACCAGAGGUGGACCAGCGACAGUGAGCUCUCGCACAGCCCAGCGGCCAAGAAGUCCCGGUUGGAUGGCGGGGCAGCCGAGAGCUGGUACAUCCCGCCCGUGGUGCCGCUGGACUCCAACGAAUACUGGCUGCACGAGGACUGUGGCAUUUGGUCAGCAGGUGUCUUCCUGGUGAAGGGGAGGCUGUAUGGGUUAGAAAAAGCAGUCAAGAUGGCCCAGGAGACGAUGUGCUCUAUGUGCCACAGCGUGGGCGCCACACUGGGAUGCUUUUUCAGAGAAUGCCCCAACAAAUAUCACUACAUUUGUGCUGUGCAGUCUGACUGUGUACUCAAUGAGGAGAACUUCUCCAUGAAAUGCACCAAGCACAAGAAUAAAUCAAUCAAAGGCUCUACCAAUAGAAAGAAUGCCAGAUGACAAUACCCAAGAAGCAGCACCUGUUCAAGAUAAACAACGUCUCUGCCACUCCACCUUGGUAGUCCAGUGUGUCGGCCGAGCUCAGUGAAACUGAAAGCACGUCUCCUAAACUGAUGGCAAGAGGCCUCUGGAAUGCAAUCACCCUCUAACCUUAACGCAACAUCUCAGUAGUGAAGUCACUCCUUACGUCAGUGCACACCAACAGGGAACUUCAAGGCUUUCAUUAACGCCAAUGCGUCUGUAGUGCUUACAGGUUUGGAUCAAAAGUGGAGGGCAUAACAUACCAACUAAGGGGCCCAAAGGAGGAAGAAGAAUGAAAUGGCACAGAGUAAUGUUUUUAAUAUAUAUAUACAUUUGAGAAGAAAUUCUCAGCAGUAAGUUGAAUUAUCCUAAGUGGAUAUUAUUGUUAUUAUUAUUAUUAUUAUUAUUAUUAUUAUUAUUAGUAUUAUUAUUAUUAUUAUUAUUGUAAUUCUUUUUUGUACAGAAUGACUAGUCUUAUUUAUAUUUUAUUUCAAUAUAUUAAUUAUUUCAGUCAUUGUUGAAGCAAAGUUGUUGGAUGCAUUGAGUGUUAAUUUAAUCAGUGGCAUGAACGCAUCUCAUCUGGAGACGCAUGAUUUUUGCUCCCAGGGAACGAGGCAAGUGUUGGCCCAAAGCAGUAGAGAGGAGCAGUUAUCUGUGGGGAAAGGCAGGGGGUUUGUAUCACUUUAAGAUAAUGCCCUCCCUCAGCAUCUGUUUAAUCAUAAACCUGCCAUCUAAUUUCUGCUAACAUUCUUAUUGACCUGAACAUUUUUCGCUUGGGGAAACUAGAUAGCAAUUGGCAAAAAAAAAA